AUGUCCCAUCUAGUCCGUUAUAGCCGUUACCUUUGCCGCUUCAAAACCCGACAUUUCACACUCCCCUUCUCCACCACCACAGUAGAGAACAACAAUCCUUCUCGACCCGACCCGCCUCCGAUCCGAGUCUCACUCACUGAGUCAGCGGGUCGAGGUGUGUUUGCCACUCGGAAAAUCGGCGCUGGAGAUCUCAUACAUACUGCAAAACCCAUCGUGGCUCAUCCUUCCCUCUCUACUAUUAACACCGUCUGUUAUUUUUGCCUCAAGAAGUUAACUUCAACAGAACUUCAUGGCAAAGGUGUUGCCUUUUGCAGUCAAGAGUGUAAAGAGAAUGCUAAGGUGUUUUACGAAGUUGAGACGAAAGCAGACUGGUUAGCUUUUGAUGACUAUUGCCGGAACAAAGGUCUAAAGUAUCCACUUCUUGUAAAGCGGUUGGCUUGCAUGGUUAUAUCAGGAGCUGCGUCUGCUGAAAGUCUUGACAUACUUCAGCCGUCAAGUUUAUCUCAUGAGAUGGCUUUAGAGAUGGAAGAGGGCUAUGGUUUGCUGAGGAGUGGCUUUGCCAAGGCAAAUAUUUCAGAUGAAGAGAUGACUUUCCUAGACAAGCAAUGGUACAACAGCAUACUGGCUCGAAUUCGUAUAAAUGCAUUUCGUAUUGAGUUGGCGGCAGGAUCAUAUGAAGAUCUUCUAUCAUCAGCUGCAGCCUGUAUAGAAGCUGAAGCUGCUGUUGGAAAUGCUGUGUACAUGCUUCCAUCCUUAUACAAUCAUGAUUGUGAUCCCAAUUCACACAUUGUAUGGAUAGACAGUGCAUAUGCAAGGUUGAAGGCCCUUCGUGACGUUGAGGAAGAUGAAGAGCUCCGGAUCUGCUAUAUAGAUGCAAGCAUGGAUCAUGAUGCUCGGCAAGCUUUCUUGCUCCAAGGGUUUGGUUUUAAGUGCAAUUGCCUUCGGUGUGUGUCAGGGGAUUAA
Molecule: messenger RNA, 963 nt
Organism: Dovyalis caffra
Lineage: Eukaryota; Viridiplantae; Streptophyta; Magnoliopsida; Malpighiales; Salicaceae
Source: the annotation of a GenBank genome assembly